AUGUACAAAUUCGGAGAUUGGGGACCGGGUGGCGAGCCCUAUCUUCUGACUGCACUAGGCGAGCGGCAACUGACUACUUGCUGUUUAUCUAGCCCAUCUAUACCGCCCAUCGCUCCUCACGCAGCCGACAAUAAGGAGAACCCGUGGCCAGUCAAAAAAUGCCAUAUCAUGCAAGUGGACUCAGACCAAACACUCCGUCCCUCGAAGCGGCUCCGCGACCUCGAUAGCGUGCCCCAGUUUCCUCCCUCUCCGACCAAGAGCGUGUCAAGCGCAGCAGCAUCCGAAGCCCCCGAAUUACUCGAAGACUUUGAAGAACAGCCCGUCUUAUUUUGCAAUUUCGACGACGAGGAAAGGAAGGAGCCCGAAGACGUCGCGGCGAUGCGCAGGGCGACUCAGCGGUUUGCAGAUGGCAUUGGAAUCUUGGGGUACGAUGACAUCAAUGCGGUUGUUUCCGCCCUGCCACUAAUAGAUAGGAUGCGGUUUCAGUAUUCUUGGGCAAACGACCGGGAGCAGCGCUGUUUGCUCGGUUCAAUGCCUUCGACAACGCAGAUACGGGACAUUGUAGAGACCGCACGACAGUACGAUCAUGGAUCGGGCGUCUCCGAGGAUGAAUGGAACUCUGAAGUCCAGCAUCCGCUCCUCAAACUCGCACGCAACACGUCUAAGCACCGACAGCCGCUCGACAUUCAUAAUGUGUAA
Messenger RNA from Pyrenophora tritici-repentis Pt-1C-BFP, 699 nucleotides. RefSeq lists its product as uncharacterized. The record is from RefSeq and is a predicted model, not a curated record. NCBI's taxonomy places the organism in Eukaryota, Fungi, Ascomycota, Dothideomycetes, Pleosporales, Pleosporaceae.